UAAAUACAAAAUUUCUUUUUUGGCCUCUCUCUCUCUCUCUCUCUCUCUCUCCCUCUCUCUGUGCUGCUCCUUCGACCUCUCUCUCUCUCCUCCCCCUUCCUCUUUCUCUAAUAUCUCUGAGCUUCCUUUAGCCAUUGACAAAGCUCUGUUCCUCGAUUUGAUUCCAGGUUCACUUAUUGGCUCGCAAGUGGAGUUGGAGUGUGGUGGAAAGAAUUUUGGAGUGAGCAAUGGCGGGAACUGCAAGUGAGGAGUCUGGAGUGGGAAGGUCCGUGGAGGGAAUUUCAACCGGGCAGCGUUGCCAAUCUGGGGAAGCAUUGGCAGAAUGGCGGUCUUCCGAGCAGGUGGAAAACGGAACCCCAUCAACUUCGCCUCCUUACUGGGAUUCUGAUGAUGAUGAUGAUGGAGGGCCCAAACCUUCUGAGUUAUAUGGAAAACAUACGUGGAAGAUAGAGAAUUUUUCACAGAUUAACAAAAGAGAACUUCGUGGUAAUCAAUUUGAGGUUGGCGGAUACAAAUGGUACAUUUUAAUUUACCCCCAAGGCUGUGACGUCUGCAAUCAUCUUUCUUUGUUUCUUUGUGUUGCUAAUCAUGACAAACUUCUUCCAGGCUGGAGUCAUUUUGCACAGUUCACUAUAGCUGUGGUGAACAAAGAUCCAAAGAAAUCUAAAUAUUCUGAUACUUUACAUCGAUUCUGGAAGAAAGAGCAUGACUGGGGGUGGAAAAAAUUCAUGGAGCUGUCAAAAGUUUCAGAUGGGUUUAUUGAUGCUGACACUCUUAUAAUAAAGGCUCAAGUUCAAGUCAUAAGGGAGAAAGCAGAUAGGCCCUUUCGUUGUCUUGAUUGUCAGUAUAGGAGAGAACUUGUUAGGGUCUAUUUAACAAAUGUGGAGCAGAUUUGCCGGCGAUUUGUAGAAGAGAGAAGAAGCAAGCUUGGGAAGUUGAUAGAUGAUAAAGCUAGGUGGUCAAGCUUCCGUGCUUUCUGGUUGGGAAUUGACCAAAAUGCUAGGCGUCGUAUGUCCAGGGAGAAGAUGGAUGUGAUUCUAAAAGUAGUUGUGAAGCAUUUCUUUAUAGAAAAGGAAGUCACUUCUACUUUGGUAAUGGAUUCCUUGCAUAGUGGCUUAAAGGCUCUUGAAGGCCAGAUGCAGUGUAAGAAAGGGAGAAUGAAAUUGUUGGAGGCUGAAGAAAUGUCAGCCCCCAUUGUUCGCAUGGAAAAAGAUAUGUUUGUAUUGGUCGAUGAUGUCCUAUCAUUGCUUGAGAGGGCUGCCAUGGAUCUAUUGCCUCCAAAAGAUGACAAGGGUCCUCAGAAUCGUACAAAGGAUGGAAACUCUGGAGAGGACUUCAACAAAGAUUCUAUUGAGCGUGAUGAGAGGCGUCUUACAGAAUUGGGUCGCAGAACUGUGGAGAUAUUUGUCCUUGCCCAUAUUUUCAGCAAUAAAAUCGAGGUAGCAUACCAGGAAGCUGUGGCUUUGAAGAGGCAAGAGGAGCUCAUCCGCGAAGAAGAGGCAGCAGCAUGGCUUGCUGAAAGUGAGCAGAAGGCAAAACGCGGAGCAACUGAAAAGGAAAAGAAAUCAAAGAAAAAUAAGGCCAAACAAAAACGAAAUAACCGGAAAGGGAAGGAAAAGGGGAGGGAGGAAAGGCCUGGCAUGGCGGUACAAGACAAGCACCAACUGGAAAACCCCAAUGAUGAAAAACAUGACAGCAUUAUGGAGGAGGAGCAACCUGCAGUUGAGAAGCCUGAUACACUGGAAGAUGUUUCCGAUGUCUCUGAUUCAGUAGAUGGUGUUUCAGAAAUUCCUCAGCCUGAUUCAGAAGACCGCGAUGCUAGUCCUGUCAAUUGGGAUACCGACACAUCAGAAGUUCAUCCUCUAAUGGAAGCCACUAGUAGUGGAAUUAAUUCCCUGUCAUCUGUACAAAAUGGUGUUGUUGAAAGAAAGAGUCAUUCAAUAAUGGAUGAUAGUUCUUCAACGUGUUCUACAGACUCUGUACCAUCAGUGACUAAUGGGCCCUAUAAGGGGAACACUUUCCCAAACUAUAUAAACCAAAAAUCACCUGGCAGGGGAAGGAACCAACGAGUUAAGGCAACCUGUGAUGGGAGUAGUUGGGCAAAUGAGAUGGAUAAUCAGCCUUCUGGGCUUUCAGAGGAUGCAGGAGAUCUAAACGAUUUAUCUGGUAGUUGUAAAGUUGGUGAAUCUGAGCAGGAGCGUAUUCUCUCCUUGCAGGAUCCGUUAAAGUGGUCUGAGCAGCAUAUGGUUAAGAAGGAAGUAGUUUCACUGCCGAAGAAACUAAGCAUCAAAGAGCAGGCUGAUGUGGAAAGACCCUCUAAAGAUAGGACAGCAGCAGUACCGUCCUCUUCCAGAAGCCCACCGAGGAAUCCAGCCUCAACCAUUCGAUCAAAGAAUAGUAGUGCUAUUGUUGAUCCUAUUCCACCUGGGAAAGCUUCUUCAAAUGUUACCCAACAGAGUGAGAAAACCAUGCCUUUGAUGACGUCAUCCCAAAGUACUGGUGUGUCCAGACCUGAGAUCCAGAAGGUUGCAAGCCCGAAGUCGAGUGAAAAAGGCAUGGCACAGCAUGUCCCUAUGAUGUCGAGGCCCUCUAGUGCUCCUAUAAUUCCUGGUCCCAGGCCGACUGCUCCUGUUGUUUCCAUGGUUCAAACAUCCCCUCCACUCGGCCGUUCAGUGAGUGCAACUGGCCGGUUAGGUCCCGAGCCCUCACCAGCAACACAUGGUUAUGUUCCCCAGUCCUAUAGAAAUGCCAUUAUGGGUAAUGCCGUUGCUUCAAGUACUGGUGGUUUUACUCAUCCUAACUCCCAAAGUUCAGGGGUGAACCAAUCCUCAGCAUUCUCGCAAUCAGCUACCUUGAUACCUGCACCAAUGUUUUUACCCCCGAACCCUGAGACGGUUGACCCAACCACGGUCAAAUCAGGUUUUCCAUAUGGCAUGGUAAGGCAGGAUGUCUUGCAGAAUGGACCCCACUGGAUGGAGACUUCUCAAAAGGAAACCAGCAGAAACAUGCAGUAUGACCAUUCUUCCCUAGUUAAUGAUGUUCAAAACAUGGGCCUGUACAAGUCUGCACACAGCGGAUUGCAGGGAAAACUAUCCACUCAGUUCCCAGCCAGUGCAUCUGGCCGGCAGACCCAAGGUGCAUUGGCGGAUGAGUUCCCGCAUCUGGAUAUCAUUAAUGACCUGCUUGAUGAUGAACAUGGUGUUGGGAUGGGAGGAACAAGUGCAGUUUUUCAUUCUCUCGGCAAUGGGCCACAGCUAUUGAAUAGGCAGUUAACAUUUCCUUGUGAUGAGAGUGUAUCCAGUGAUGUGGGGUCCUCAUCUAGCUCUUGCAGGUUUGAGCGAUCGCGAAGUUACCAUGAUGAUGGGUUUCAACAGCACUAUCACUCUCCUGGCAGUCGUUAUGACUCAAUGAGGGAUUUCAUUCUGCAAGGCGGGGCAUUACCAUAUGUAAAUGGGCAGGUAGAUGGGUUAGUUCUGAACCAGUGGCCGGUUGCUGGUGCUGGUGCUGGUGCUGAUUUAUCUCUACUUGGCAUGAGGAACCCGGAGGGAGAUGGUUACCCUUAUUAUAAUACAGAUUAUUCAAAUCUGGCAUGUGGCGUCAACGGCUAUACAAUCUUCCGGCCUUCAAAUGGGCAUUGAAAGGAAACCAAGGUCUUGUCCAUUGUAAUAAUUUAUUUGAGGAAAUUGCUGGGUCAUAGAUUUGGAGUGAGGUUAUAAUCCUUUGAUAAGAAAACAUUUUGUAAAGAUUGUCUCUGCCUUCUUUGCUUCCAGCUCUGAAGUAGUUAAAAAAAUGAGGCUUUUGAUA
Juglans microcarpa x Juglans regia is the source of this 3804-nucleotide messenger RNA. Its product is annotated as TNF receptor-associated factor homolog 1a-like. Bases 228 to 3638 code for a protein of 1136 amino acids. NCBI's taxonomy places the organism in Eukaryota, Viridiplantae, Streptophyta, Magnoliopsida, Fagales, Juglandaceae. Gene Ontology annotation, molecular function: protein binding. The record is from RefSeq and is a predicted model, not a curated record. The transcript has 13 exons.